GACGAACCUCCAGCAGAAGUACGCCAGUCUCCUUCUGGACAUGCACUGACCAUCCAAUGAAAUCGACAGGUAUUCAGCGUUACUCUGAAUGAACCAGCGAAAAAAAGCAGCUCUGUUACACUUGCUUUUUACAACCAAAAAUGGCGAGUGCGAUUGAUUGUACCGAACUACAGGUAGUCAAGGAAUUAAGAGGAGGGGGGCUUUUGUACCCUAAAAACAUACCUGGAGAUCGUGGUAAUACUGCCAUGAUUACACAGAUUAUAUUAAUCAUUCUACUUAUGAUGUUAUGUGCUUACUAUGCAUCAAGGAACCGAGAUUUAAAUGAUUACAUUAAAUACUGUGUUUACUGCACUGCAAGUAACAUAAUUUUGAUCUCAUUGUGCAAUUUCUUGAUGAGAAUCACGAAUCUUUUCGAAGAGUUACGUCAUGUCCAUGCAAGAUAUGAUGACAAAAUCUUGAAAGUCUUCGCAGUUGCGCUGGAAUACAACACAUUAUGUAUAAUUAUCAUCGCAGUGUGCAUCCUGAGUUUGCGUGCUAUGAUAAUGGCAGUCGAAAAUCCGAUCAUGUUUCUUUGGAGCCAUGGUCCAAAACCGUACAUCUGCUCAUUGCUUUCUUCAAUGAUCAUACUCCGCCUGAUUAAUAUUGACGAAAGUAGACUAGAUACAGUUUUGAAAGUUUCACAAAUGAAAGGUUUGGAUUAUGGAAGCGGUAUGGCAUACAGCUACUUCUACGGAUACUUGAACAUCGUUCUUCCUUCAGUUGGGGAUGAGAAGAAAGGCUUAUAUGAGAACAUCAAGGUAUAUGAAAGUCAAAAUGGAGUGGAGGUACCAGUGAAAAAACUUUUCAUUCUAAUUCCUACCUCGCUUCAAAUUCCUCCAAAUCUUGAAGAAGCUAGCUAUUACUGGAUGGAAAGUGCAAAGAAACUCGAAUCGGUUGUUAAACAUCGAGCCGGUGUAGUUCAUCGCACGUAUCACAAUAGUGUCUACAAGAUCCAUCCAAGCGGACAAAGAGGAAACGAUAGUAAGGUAUAUGUGAUAACUGAAGGUGCAACUCCUUUGCUGACGUUUUACGAAGUUCUGGAACAUUCUGACAAGGAUUCGUCCUCUUAUAAGGAAUACAAGAAAGAAAUUGCGGGAUCUUUUUAUAGAACUCUGCGGCACAUCAUUAGAAGUAAACCGGAAUGCCGCGAUUUGUGUGAAUUGAUUUAUUACGAAGAUUAUGAUUCUGAUGGCAAAAAAGUGAACAUUGCGGAGAUCCUGCUUGAGAAAAUCGAUGAACAGACUUCUCUAGCUUCACAUUAUGGCCAGUAAAAAGAAAAUUAAGAAUACCUAAUGUUGUCUUAUGGUAGAACUUUAUCCCACGAUAAUACUACCAUGAAAGAAUUUUUGACAAGCCGUAAGGGAAAAAUAUAAUGACAAAGUAAAGUUUCUAGGAGCCCUGACAUUGGCACACCAACAGUUAUAUCGCUGUUAAAUGAAGUGUGAUCACACAAAAGAUGCCAAAAAACAUACAUGAUACAUACAGAUGUAAGGUAUAUCCAUUUUAUAAAGAGUUCCUUUAAUGCGGUUUAAAAUUUUUAAUUAAAAUACCCACUUGAAACAAAAGUAGGGAAAAUUUAAGUCUAAUCGUAAUCGAGUUUUAAGAAGCUUCUAAUCAUGCUACACAUUUAUGUGAUAUUGUUUAUCUAUAGAUUUUUUAUACCUUAGCCUAAGUUUUUAAAGAAAAGGAACUAUUCCAACAAAUAUAUUUAUUGCUAAUUUUGAAUAUCAUAAUACCAAUUUAUUAAAGUUCUAUUAUGUCUAACCAGUACCAAAACCGAUUAAAUCAUGACGUGUUCAGCUUAAACAGAUUUUUAAAAUUAAGUAAAGUUAGCUGAGUAUAUUUAAAAAUUGUAAUUAACUGUGAUUUGACUUCGUGCCAGAUGCACUUUGCACUUAUUUUUAAGCGAAUUUACGUCCAAUACAUCAUAUGCGUUCAAAAUUGGGCGGUUACCUUCUGUUUUAAAGUUUAACUGUGCUUCAAUGACACUGUAAUGUCGAAUGUGAUAGAAUAUAUAAUAUCCGAUGUUAAAAUGUACUGUAAAGGUUUGAUUUAAGUAUAGCUUUAUAGUAGUGAAGCGAAAACUAAUUAUGCGGAUCUGAAAAUUAACAUUUGCCCACCCACUUACCGUUGAGUUUAUACUGUAAUUUCGACUGCAGGAAGAAGACUUACGCAUUCAUAACAAAAACCGUUUCAUCCCGAAUAACUAACAUAAAUCUGGAUUAUUCGCACAGAUACGCAUCCAGCCAAAUAAAUAUUGUUUUUGACAGAUUGAAGUACUUUCAAUCAAAAUAUAUACGAUAUUACAUAAAUUUCGUCUGUGACUCCUUUCUUCUGUGAGGAAAUCGAAACAACAGCGGAAAAGAGGCCUUAAAUCGGUUGAACUUGAAUCAAGAGUCAAUAAAUCCGUUUCCAUUUUUUCGCACCUGUAUGUGCACAUAACUUUGUGGACUGAUUGUGAAUUCCCAAGUAUGAUUUAGCUGUUAUUUUCUUUAGUGUAAAAUAACAUUUGAAUGACUUCUUAUACGUCCCAAAGUUUGAAUCCACGAAUUAAAUGUUAUAAAAAAUAAUGUUUUGCUCAAUAUCGCGAAUAUAAAAUUGUUGAACGUUAUGUCACACCACACAUUUUUAUCAAAGGAACAAUUUUUAUGUUAAAUAUUCGUUAGUUAACUUUUCACUUCCGAAAAUUUAUUUCGCGGAAAUCACUUUGCACAUUAGGUACUUGCAUACGUGUAGGGGCAAAAUGAAACUGGUAUGAGUGGCUCAUUAUACGAACUGUUUGUCUGUUCGAAACAUAGCUUUGGUAGGGCAAUUGUUAAAAUUUGGAAAGGUGCGUUGAAAGUAGUUUCAUGACUUUUGUUAUGGAGCCACGAUGUUGGCAACUAUCGUAUUUAGCUUGAAAUUUAGUUUUGAUAUGAUAUCACUGCUUUGUUAUACCUUAAGCAUAAACCGAACAGGUAUAAUACUGUAAAUAUGUAGGAAUAUGUCUUAACUAACAGUUUGUUCGAUUUUUCACUUCAGAAUGACUAAGAGUAACCCAAGUAAAAAGUAUAACAUUUUCUACAAUAAAUCUGAUAGAAGUUAUAAACAUUUAUUUGAAACCAGUGCUCUGAGUUAUUCCGAAUCACUGAACUGACAAAUCAAACUAAAGAUCUACAAAUCAUAUUCUGUGGAUAAAGACGUAAUUCAAUUAGAUAAUAACUACUAUUACUUAAAAGUGUAAUUUUUUAUGCAAUGAUAUUUUCCCUUGAGGAUGAAUUUGGAAAUGAUUUAUUUCUCGUUAUACUCUAUUACUAUUAAUUACAAACUUGGAAUUAUA
This is a messenger RNA of Neodiprion fabricii, 3358 nucleotides long. RefSeq names its product stimulator of interferon genes protein-like. The record is from RefSeq and is a predicted model, not a curated record. Lineage: Eukaryota; Metazoa; Arthropoda; Insecta; Hymenoptera; Diprionidae. Gene Ontology annotation, biological process: positive regulation of macroautophagy; innate immune response; autophagosome assembly. Gene Ontology annotation, molecular function: cyclic-di-GMP binding; 2',3'-cyclic GMP-AMP binding. The transcript has 11 exons. Gene Ontology annotation, cellular component: autophagosome; endoplasmic reticulum membrane. The coding region runs from base 141 to 1310 and encodes 389 amino acids.